GUUGAGGAGUCGCUGGGCUGCUGCGGGGAAAGAUGGAGGAGGUGGAGGCAGGAGGUGUUUAGGGAGCGGAGAGAUGCAGAUUAUGGCCGCGCGGGAGAAAAGGAACGAUAAACGGGUUUAAACACGGAUAUUUAAGGUCGUAUUCGUUGCAAGGGAGAAGUGCAAUGUCAAGCGAACGUUCGCCCGACCGCUGAAUGAAGAACUGGACGUACAGGACCUGAAGGAAAGCCUCCAGUACUCAGAGAAAGAUGGAAAUAGCUGCUCAUUCUCUGCUUCUGUUCUGCUGGACCCUGCUGGCCGUGCUGGCCGCCUCAGUGCCCGGCUGUGGGGCCGCAGGGCUCCGUGUCGCCCUCCUGCAUCCUGCCCGCCGACCCAGCCAGCAGGGGGCGCCGCGGAGACGCCGGGCGGCCAGGAGCGUGACCUUCGUGGACAUGAUCGACAACCUGCGCGGCAAGUCCGGCCAGGGGUACUACGUGGAGAUGGCUGUGGGCACGCCCCCUCAGAAGUUGAACAUCCUCGUGGAUACAGGUAGCAGUAAUUUCGCAGUAGGAGCUGCAGCACACCCAUUUCUACGCAGAUACUACCAUCGUUCCUUAUCCACAUCAUACAAAGACCUGGGCCGGAGUGUGUACGUGCCCUACACUCAGGGCCGCUGGGAAGGGGAGCUGGGGACAGAUCUGGUGUCAGUACCCCACGGCCCCAAUAUGUCACUGAGGGCCAACAUCGCAGCCAUCACCCAGUCAGAUCGCUUCUUCAUUAACGGCUCCAACUGGGAGGGCAUCCUGGGGCUAGCCUACGCUGAAAUCGCCAGGCCUGAUGAGACCCUGGAGCCCUUCUUUGACUCACUGGUGAGGCAGACCAAUGUGCCCAACCUCUUCUCCCUGCAGCUGUGUGGAGCCGGCUUCACCCAGAACUACAGCCUGGGCAGCGCCACUGUGGGCGGCAGCAUGAUCAUUGGAGGAGUUGAUCCUUCCCUUUAUGUUGGAGAGGUCUGGUACACACCAAUCCGCAGAGAGUGGUACUAUGAGGUCAUCAUUGUACGCAUUGAGGUCAAUGGACAAGAUCUCAAUAUGGACUGCAAAGAGUAUAAUUAUGAUAAAAGCAUAGUAGACAGCGGGACCACAAACCUGCGGCUUCCUCGCAAAGUGUUCCAGGCUGCUGUAAAGGCUAUUGAAGCAGCUUCUUCAACAGAGCAGUUUCCAUCUGGCUUUUGGCUGGGGGAGCAGUUGGUGUGCUGGCAGGCUGGCACCACCCCCUGGCACAUCUUCCCCGUCAUUUCUCUUUACCUGAUGAGUGAGAACCGCAACCAGUCCUUCCGCAUCUCCAUCCUGCCCCAGCAAUAUCUCAGGCCAGUAGAGGAUGUAGCCUCUGCGCAGGAAGACUGCUACAAGUUUGCUGUUUCUCAGUCCAGCACUGGAACCGUUAUGGGUGCUGUGAUUAUGGAGGGCUUUUAUGUUGUGUUUGACCGCGAGCGCAAACGCAUCGGCUUUGCUGUCAGCACUUGUCACGUUCACGACGAGUUCCGCACAGCCUCAGUGGAGGGUCCCUUCCAUGGCUUGGAGCUGGAGGACUGUGGCUACAACAUCCCUCAGACGGACGAGUCCACACUCAUGACUAUCGCCUAUAUUAUGGCCGGCAUCUGUGCCCUCUUCAUGUUGCCCCUGUGCCUGAUGGUGUGCCAGUGGCGCUUCGCCCGCUGUCUGCACCCGUUUGGCGCUGGUAACUUUGCCGAUGACAUUUCUCUCCUGAAGUGAAGUCAGCCACACAUGUAGAGAGGAAGCACACCCGUACUGCACGAGGCCUCCGUCUUGUUGACCACCGGUUGGACCGUCUCAGAGAGGAGUAACGAUGUCGGGUAGGGUGGGGGUGGUCGUGUAGGUCAGGGGGAGUGUAUAUAGUAUGUAUGUAUUUACACCAGAUGUCCUGUUGGACAGUCCUGAAGUGGGGAGAGUUUAUAAUCCUGUAUGUGAUGACGGUCCCGUCCCACUUAGCUAGUGUUGGGACUGAUGGCUUGAGGUUGUUUAAGUGUGUAAUGUUAACGUCUAUUGUAUGUGUGUGUAGAUAUGCGUGUAUUUAGACCUUUGAGGAUGAGUCGUCAUUUUGUAGUUGUGUGUUACGCAAUUUAUUUCUCUAUGGAAACUCUGAAUGGAGUUUUUGCACAUCUGUAUUUAUGCACCUGUUGCUUUCUAUGGGCAACUGACCUUCUAAAGAUGAUCAAUUUAUAAUGUAAUUAAAUUGUUCCUUUAUAUACAGUAUGGCAUAUAAUUUAACUUUAUGUUUGAGGGAAAUUAGUAAAUCAUGCUUUACACCCUAAAGGGGCAUCUUUUAGCCAAGUCAAAUGAAUAUAAAAAGUUAUGCAACAGGAUUUGUAUCUAUAUAAAUACAUAUAGUACAGAAAAAUGUUUUCAAUGUAUUGCUCAAUACACAAAAUAUAUUUUAAGCCAUUUUGGAGCAUGUCUCAUGAAAUUCUGACAAAAUAUCAAGAACAACUUCCAUAUUAAACAUAUCAAAAAGUGUAAAAAAAAAAAGCAAAACAUUAAAUCUAGGUUUUUGCAUGACAGCAGAAUGAUAUAUGCAAAUGAUGACAUGAAAGUUGUUUAAGAUUAAAACACUGCAGUAAAAUGUACUACUAUUAUCAACAUUCCAUACUAAAAUACAGAAUAGCACAUAUAAACAACUUGAGUAGAACUUUUUUAGAAUUUUAAAAUUUUAACAUGAAUACUAUAAUUUUUGUAGUAUUUGAUUUUAGUAAUAUGGUGAUGUGUUCCCUUUUUAGCUUUUAAUAAUAGCAUGCACUUGAGCUAAAAAGGAUUAUAUAUAUUUCAUAAUUUAUGCAUUCUUCCUCUGCAUUCUAUGUCUGGUGCAAUUUGACUUAUUUUGGGGGGGGGGGGGGCUGGAAAGAAUUCCACAAUUUUGACAAAAAAAACCUUUUUGUUUAAAGGUUUUUUGUCACACUUACUUCACAUAAAAAAUAUAUAUAUAUUUACCUUGAAAAAUCGUGCUAAAUUUGCUUUCUUUAGUUUAAACAAGAAAUAAUUAUAUAUAUAUAUAAUAAUUUCAUUUUCUCCCAAUUUGGUUAUCCAAUUGUCCCACACCUUUGUGCGCCCCCAUCACCGGUGGUACCUGGUGGAGCUGCUGCUUAUUAAUCAUUGCCUGAGCAGCUAGCGUGCUCAGAGAACAGCGCAGCAGCUAGGUUCCGAUUCAUCCGCUCACAGACGCCACCUUAAGCGUGAUGGUGAGAGAGCGCCAUCUACCCACCCGGAGGGAGCAAGGCCAGUUGUGCUCCCUCUGAACACCGGCAGCUGAUGGCAAAGCUGCAUGAGCAGGGGGGUUCAAACCUGCGACCUCCUGCUCAUAGUGGCAGCGCUUUAGACCGCUGACCACUCGGCGCCCCAGAAAUAAUUAAUUUUAAUUUUGCCUCAGACUUAUAGUAUUCAGCCCUACUGUAAGUAGGAUUUUAUUAUUUUUUUAUUAUUAUUUUAUUUUUUAUUUUAUUAUCACACAGCUCUUUGCCAGAAACAACAUGAUUUUUUCCAUAGAAAAUAAAUGCAAAGACCUGUAGUUCCUAAUAUAGUCAUGAAACCGACUACAAAAUGACGAUGAACCUCAAAGGCGUGCGUGUGCGACUGAGAGCUGCUCUCUCACGAUGUCAUAUCCUUUACUAAUAACGUCACCUCGAGAUAUAAAGACUACGUGUAAAGCCAACACUUCUUUUAAUUCCUGACUAUUUGUGAUUUACAACAAUACCAGCCUCUGGAAAGGAGUUCACCUAUUACUAACCACACACACACACACACACACACACACAGGACUUGCUGUUAUAAACAUAUGAAAGCUUACACAAAGAUGCACUUUUAUUUUUAAGGUCCGUUUUCUGAAAAAUAUCCUGUUAUCUAUGUAUCUAAAAGCGCAGCAGCUUUUGUAAUAUUAUUAUUAUGAUUAUAAUUAUGAUUAUAACGGUUAUUAUUUUGUUGAAUGUGAAGCUGAGUAGUAAUUCUGUGCUGGCUUUAAUACUGUAUGUGGCUUAUGUGGGAACAAACAUAUGCGUGCACAAUUUGCACAAAUACACACAAAAACACACAACUAACCUGAUCACGUUACAAAUCUACUGUUGUUGGGCUUCUUCAGAGACUUUAUUCACAAUUGUACACACACACACACAUGUGCGAUGUGUUGCAACAGAUAUACACACGCACAAACACAAACACAUCUCUCUUAACUCACUUAUGAGCCUUCAGAAUCCUUAUAAUAUCAUGCUAAUAUCAUGCAGAUCUGUGAGAGGUCACAGGGAAAUGAGAAGCUGUAAUUAGGGAUGCACCGGAUUUUUGGCAAAAUAGUGAAAAUGGCAAAUAAAACCAUUCAUGGUGUUUGGCUGAAUAAUUAAAAAGAGCAAAUAAUGCAUACAGAAUAAUGACUAAUUUAUUUUUAAUUAUAUUGCCGUGUUUCUUUUAAAGAGCCACUAAACCCUUAACCAUAUUUUUGUUUCAUUAAUAGCGGAAAUGUGUUCCUUUGAAGUAAUGAAACAUAUCAGUCCUGCUUAUAAUGUUAUCAACAUUUCCCAACCUUUAAAAAAACGCUUUUACUGUGUUCAUUUCUGCGUCUGCAUACUGAGGCACACUGCUGCUGCUGCAGCUCAGCCAAUCAGCUCUCCCUCCUGCCCUACGCCUAAACCCAUACAUCACCCAGUGCCCUGCACAAACUACUCCUCCCAUUUUUUUUAGCCUUUUUCAAAUUUGAGCUGAGAGAGGAGUCAGCAAAAAUCAGGGGGGUUAGUUUCUCUUUAGUGUUAGGAUUGAUUUAUAUGAAAUGAAAUGAAAUAAAGCGUUCAACAUCAGUUAUCACAUUUAUCUAAUAUAAGUUUAAUCAGUUUACUGCUGAAAGCUUAAGCUAACUAACUGUAGCAUUCAUUUGUUUACUAAAAGACUGGCUGCUUUUAUCUGUGUUUAAAUGUAAAUUUCAGUCAUAUGUGGCUUGAGUAGCACUGCUACUCUAGUGCAUUUGACUAAAAUUGCACUGCUUUAAGUACAUUUCUGAAUAAAAUAGCAGUACUGAGAUAGAUUUAUGACUAGAAUUGCACUGCUAAGGUAGUUAGCUAGCUAGGUUAGCUAGUUAAGUAGUAAAAUGUGUUGCUAGAACAGCACUGCUAAAGUAAAUUUAUAAUCAGAAUAGUAGCUACUGCUGAGUAAAUGUAUUAAGUAUUAUUUUUUGUCUUGUCUACAGCGAUAUUAAACAUUUUAGCAAAGUGUUUAUUAAUACAUAUUUUUCAUUGUAUUUUAGCAACUGCAGUUUCUUUUCAGUGGUGAGAAAGUGUAAAAACUAAUGAAACCUGCAAAAAACAUAUAAAAAUAUUCAGCCUUCGACCAAAUGUUUUAUUUUGUCCAGUUUUAGACAGAAAUGAUCAUUUCGGUGCAUCCCUAGUUGUGUUUGCCUAUGCAGUACAGUAGUGCGCCUGAUUAUAUCAUGCUAGCUUUCAUCCAAUCAGAGCACAACAUACAGUAGCUGAUUUAUAUCACCUGCUCUCAUGUUUCAACCCCUACAGAUCCUGGUGUCCAUUAGUUUUUAAUGCAUUGCACUGGACUGGAACACUACUUGAUAUGUGUGUCAUGUUUCAUUUUAAUGUCCAUUAUUGGAUUUUACACACCAGUGAUAUGCCACUUACUGUUGUCUAAUGACUGUCAAACUGGAUUUCUGGCUUUUGUGUUUGAUUACUGAGGCACUGUUCAAUAUGCACUGAAUACAAACCUAUUGACUUAU
Messenger RNA from Astyanax mexicanus (Mexican tetra), 5754 nucleotides. It is a transcript of the gene bace1, whose product is annotated as beta-secretase 1. Gene Ontology annotation, cellular component: endosome; membrane; trans-Golgi network. Lineage: Eukaryota; Metazoa; Chordata; Actinopteri; Characiformes; Acestrorhamphidae. Gene Ontology annotation, molecular function: aspartic-type endopeptidase activity. The transcript has 10 exons. Gene Ontology annotation, biological process: membrane protein ectodomain proteolysis; amyloid-beta metabolic process. Bases 249 to 1754 code for a protein of 501 amino acids. The record is from RefSeq and is a predicted model, not a curated record.